AUGGAGCGAAUCGCACAGGAGUUCACCGACUUUUACUACUCGACCUUCGACUCUGAUCGAAAUGCGCUCGUGAACCUUUACCGAGCCAACUCGAUGCUCACCUUUGAAGGAUCACAAGUGCAAGGCGCACCCGCCAUCGUCGAGAAGCUCACCAGCCUUCCCUUCCAAAAAGUGCAGCACAAGGUCGAAACGCGCGACGCCCAACCCACCGGCGACGGCAACUCGCUCGUCGUCCUCGUCACCGGCACCUUGGCCGUCGACGACGGUGCCAACCCCUUGAAGUUCAGCCAGGCGUUCACGCUCAACCCCGAAAACGGCAGCUUUUACGUUUUCAACGACGUCUUCCGGUAUGUACAUGACUGCAGUUGGUGCGGCACAAGGUGA
Molecule: messenger RNA, 384 nt
Organism: Pseudozyma hubeiensis SY62
Lineage: Eukaryota; Fungi; Basidiomycota; Ustilaginomycetes; Ustilaginales; Ustilaginaceae
Exons: 2
Coding region: 1-384 (127 amino acids)
Biological process (GO): protein import into nucleus
Cellular component (GO): nuclear pore central transport channel
Source: RefSeq, a predicted model, not a curated record